AUGGAUCGACCCAAAAAGAACAACAAUGGAGUCGUGCCGAUGCGACUUUUGGCUAACUGGGACAUUGAUCGAACGGGAAAUGAUGUUGUUCAAAGGAUUUGUAAUCUGUCAGUGAAUCGUCUUCAGCUCAACACAUUUGGCACACAAAUCCAUAAUUUGGUUAUUACUGCUAAGCUGCAGGGACAUAAGCGUACGUUGAGAAGCAAUGAAAUCCCAAUAACUCCACAAAAUGGCGGUUUGGAUGUGGAUCUUGAUAUCACUUUCAAUAUACAGUAUCCACAUUUUCUGAAGAGAAAAAUCAACGUUCUUCAAUUGCUCAUACAACGACGACGCAAAUACAAGAAUCGACCAAUACCCGGAGGUUUCAAAACAUUAGCUAUAGGACUUGUUAAUUUAACACAAUUGCUUCAACAAGGGACGCUUCGAGAAAUUUUGCUUUGGAAUACUGAUGAUUUGCAAAAGGAAAACUCUCCUAACGUACAAAGCAUUGGACGCAUUAAUUUUGGUAUAUGUCAAACCCAACCACUUGACUUCGAGGUGACAACGAACAAGGAAAAAGGCUUGGGAGAACUCAGCGAGGACACGGAAUCGGAAUCGGAAGAGGAAGGCGAAGGGGCAGUUGAUAGCGAUCAUCAAGAAACACCAUCCGGUUUAAAUAGAAACAAUAACAGAAUGCGAGAAAAUCAUAUGAGGAAUAAGCUUGUUCAUCGCAAAAACUUGAAGCAGAAAAUUGUGUCACUUUUAAGGAAGUUUAAGGUGCCCGAAGAGGAAGAGACAGCUUAUCCACCAUCUGCUUCGGCAUCAGUGGCUCGUGCACCAACGGCAAAAGAACUAGAAGCAUUAUUCGAAGAAUUGGAUGAUCUGAGCGAUUCAGGGCCAGAAGGAAUGGCAGCCGACGAAGUUAGCAUUGGCUCAAAUCCACGACCAGGCUUGCAACCAUACUUUAGUAGGGAAAAACUGCCAGGACUUCCAGCAAUAUUGGACGAUCGGGUUUCUGAAAGCGAGGGCGAGCCAGAAGAAGUUGAUUGGUCAUCGGAUGCUGAGUUUCGACGAGAUCGUGUUGUUAAAGACGAAGACAUCGAAAAAAUUGCCUACAGUGAAGCUUUGCCAGGACCAGGUCUAUAUCAUCAUGUUCGUAAAAGCUCUCUUACAGACACCACUAACAAAAUCACUGCCUUACCACGUGCUUCUAUUCAACCAACAUUAAGUGAGAAGCUUGGUUCAUCAGCUUCUCGAAACACGAUCACGCAUUCUUUAACUGCCGGAAGUAUUGCUACUUCAGGCCCUUCUACUCCUAGCGCCUCAUUUUCUCGUGAAACACGUCGUGAAGGCGCACAACGAAAUGCAAGCCUGGGAGAAAACAUUUUGUCUAUGUCAGAAACGUCCAUUCUUCUUUCAACCAAUGACUGUAUUUGGAUUUAUUCUCCCAGCGAUCUUCCAAACGGUUUCUCGACUCCACUCAAGAUGAUUCCUUGUGCCACUCUUCAGUCCGUCAAAACAAUUCUUGGACAAAUUGUUCAAAAGCUUCACAAUUUUUGCAAUUCAAAUUCUUCGCGCCCUCCUCUUACAUGGAUCGGUGUUCUGGGAAAUGAUAAAUUGAUUGCUUAUGUACUACGUGCUUAUGUUGAAUUGGUUGCUCAUCGAUCAUCUUCUCCAUUCAUGUCAUCUAUUCGCUUUGCUUUAAUUCCACCACCAAACAGUCUUGUUGGACGAUUGCUUUUGGGAUUGGACUCGCAACUCGACUGUUUGAGCCGAGAUGUUUGGGAAAGAUGCGGAGAUAUGAAUCAAAUUGAUUUGAAAAUUCUAUGGGAACGCGUAGAAGGUUGGCCUAAAAGUAAUACAUCAGGAUGCGUCAACUUACCUAUUGGCGAGGCUCUGCUACAGAUGCCUGAGAAAGAAGGCCAGUCGGUUGACUCAUCACGUUUAUUUGUCCCAUUUUUGGCAGAGGUUCGAGUUGGACAACAAGAUAGCGAAAUUGAAGGAUCGGAUUCGGCAGUAAACAGUCCAAGGGAAAUUGAAAAAGAGUCCGCCUCUCCUCAAUCCAUCUUCCUUUCUGGAUCACCACCAGCAAGCCCUCAAAAUCGUCAUGAAACGCAAGAGAUGCACGUAGAAUAUUGGCUUGGACAAAACUCUCAGGAGUUCGGCUUGAGUUCUCUGGUUUCGAGUAGUACAACAGCGCAGCCAUUGACUCCGAUCACCAAAAAAGAAGGAAAAGGAUCCUUGAAAACCAAUUUCAGAACGUUGUUAAUUACUCGAGCUUGCGCUCAACCGUUGCUUUCGUUGACUUUUGUUAAAGAAAAGCGAAAGGAAAAAAUGCUUCACAAAUUAGGAAUGAAAAAUCGUCAGAAAAGUGAAAAUGAAAAUCCGCCAGUUCAAGUGGGGAAUCUGUCUCGACUUUUGUGUAGCGGAACGCAGAAAAACAGUCAGCUACUGGUUUGCGUUGAUGGACAAAUGUUUCCUUCGGUUCGUUUCUUUCAAACAUCAUCUCAAUGGCCUACUCACGUUCGAGCUCUUCCAGUUGCCCUUCUUUCUCCCAUACCCAGUUUGUCUUGC
Molecule: messenger RNA, 2553 nt
Organism: Mesorhabditis belari
Lineage: Eukaryota; Metazoa; Nematoda; Chromadorea; Rhabditida; Rhabditidae
Source: the annotation of a GenBank genome assembly